Nomascus leucogenys (northern white-cheeked gibbon) is the source of this 3603-nucleotide messenger RNA. RefSeq names its product coiled-coil domain containing 61 (gene CCDC61). Lineage: Eukaryota; Metazoa; Chordata; Mammalia; Primates; Hylobatidae. The record is from RefSeq and is a predicted model, not a curated record. Gene Ontology annotation, cellular component: centrosome.
UUGUGGUGCCCAAGGGCAGAAGGAACCUUUAGUGUCUGAAGGAACUUGGAGGAAAUGCAGAUUCCUGGGCCCACUCCCAGAGUUUCUGCUUGUGUAUGGUUGAGACCCGACCUAGGAAGCUGCAUUUUCAUAAGCACUUGUGGUAAGGAUUAUGUUCCUUGGCCAUCACUGUGGGAAACACUGUUAGGCUGGUUCAGAGUUUGCUGGAGCCACUGUGGUGAUUGAGAUAGCUCCUGACCCAGCCUGGGAGUCAGGGAGGGCUUCCUGCUGGAGAGGGGAUUGGAGCUGAGACCUGGAGGACGACAGGGUAUGAGCUGAGGGGAGAAAACCUUGGCUGUAUCCCCAGUGUCUAGAACCCCAUUCCAUGGCAUCUCCCAUUAAAUUCACAAGCAGUCCCUGAAGAUACAAGAUUGAUUAAAAUGGCUCUGCCCUCACGGGCUCCUGGUCUGUCAAAUAAUCAACAGAUCACACAGAUGGUAACAGGGAGUGCCAGACACUGUUUGAAGCACCUUACAUGCAUUAAAUAAUUUAAUUCAACAACAACCCUAUAAGGUAGGAGCUCUUAUUAUCCCACUUUACUGAUGGGGGAAGGCCCAGAGAGGGCAAGUGCUUUGCCCAAGGACACACCAAGGAUAAAGGCAGCUGGAAUCUGAACCCAGAAGUACCCAGCCUGCAGCAUGUGCCAUGCUUAAGGUGUGAGGCCGCAUUUGGGUUAGUUCUGGGAGGAAACAGGAGGUGGUCAGGGAAGGGCAGCUGGGUAAGGGGAAGGAGGAUGUAUGUUUCUGUCCUUCAUAGUGGGAUCCUAGACAAGCCUCAGUUUCAUCCUCUGUAUAAUGGGGAUGGUUAUAAUACCCACCAGAGAGCAGAAUUUAAGGUGAGUCAGUCAUUGGGUUAGUAAGUGUGCAUGGUCCUUAUCUAAGGCAAAACGCCUUUGAGAGACAGUGGGAGAGGGAGUCUGGAUGCCCCAGGGGGAACUGGGGUGCCGCAGUGUGCACUGUAGAGAUUUCAUUGCUUGGUUCCCCAGAGGGCUUCUCUGUCUCUACAUUCUAUGGGGACGAUGUGGAAGGCUUUGGUCUGUAUUCUGGGGCAGUGAAGGGGGGGUUCUAUCCAGCCUCAAUUCACCCACCUGGUGGGGAGGUGAGGUCAGAAUGGGGUCAGGAAGGGAGUCAUCCAGGCCAGGCCACGUGUGUGAAUGUGGGGCGGAGGUCUGCUGCAGGGGAGAGCCCAGCUAGGGUAUGGCUGGGCUGGAAUAAUGUGUUGGUGGUGGUGGGGAGCUGCAGUGUGGGGAAACAGCCAUCAGGUGGGGGCUGCCAAGGCCAGUGAUUUGCCCACGUCUGGUAUGGGAGGUAAUGAUGUAGAUUUGUCUUUGGUGAGCCCAGCGUGGAGAGUUUUCAGCUCCGGCCCCCGGGUAAGAGCUGUGAAAUCUGUGAGCUAUCCGGGGAGAGCCAUUUGGGAGGUGGAGCCAGGGGUGGUGAUGUAACGCUGGAAAGGAAAGGGGUCAUCCUAGUGAAUGAUGAGAGGGAGAGAGCUGGGGGCUGAAACACUGAGUGUAAGUGUGCCGGCGCCAUGAUGUCAUGAGGCCCGAGAACUGGGUCAGGUGUGUGGGCCAGGAUGGGGCCUGGGGGGCAGCCGCAUAGUGCUCGCAGGGAUGGGGUGGUGACGUCAUGGGUUGGUGAGGGCGGGGCUUCGAAGGCACCGCUGGGAUGCGUGAGGUCAGGAAGGAGGGAGAGGCUGAGAAGAGGAGCUGGGAGGGGCUCAGGACUGGAAUGAAAUCAGCCACCAGGAUGAGCCAGUGGUCAUUCCGAAGCAAGGAUGGAGGAUGCAGCAACCCUGGCCAUGGACCAGCCGGCCGGCCUGCAGGUGGACUACGUCUUCCGGGGUGUGGAGCAUGCCGUGCGGGUGAUGGUUUCUGGGCAGGUGCUGGAGCUGGAGGUGGAGGACCGGAUGACGGCUGACCAGUGGCGGGGCGAGUUUGAUGCUGGCUUCAUUGAAGAUUUGACUCACAAGACAGGGAACUUCAAACAGUUCAACAUCUUCUGUCAUAUGCUGGAGUCAGCCCUCACUCAGAGUAGUGAGUCAGUCACCCUGGACCUGCUGACCUACACAGACCUGGAGUCCCUGCGGAACCGCAAGAUGGGGGGCCGCCCAGGCUCCCUGGCUCCCAGAUCGGCCCAGCUCAACUCCAAGCGCUACCUGAUCCUCAUCUACUCCGUGGAGUUUGACAGGAUUCACUACCCGCUGCCCCUCCCAUACCAGGGCAAGCCAGACCCUGUGGUUCUGCAGGGCAUCAUCCGGUCACUGAAGGAGGAACUGGGCCGCCUGCAAGGGCUGGACGGCCAGAACCCUCGGGACACCCGGGAGAAUGAGAUCUGGCACCUGCGGCAGCAGGUGUCGCGCCUGGCGUCCGAGAAACGGGAGCUGGAGGCGCAGCUGGGCCGAUCGCGCGAGGAGGCGCUGGCCGGGCGCGCGGCGCGCCAGGAGGUCGAGGCGCUGCGCGGGCUAGUGCGCGGGCUGGAGCUGGAGCUGCGGCAGGAGCGCGGCCUCGGGCAAAGGGUGGCCGGCCGUCGCGGCCAGGACUGCCGCCGUCUGGCCAAGGAGCUCGAGGAGGCGAAGGCAUCGGAGCAGAGUCUGCGCGCCCGGCUGAAGACGCUGACCAGCGAGCUGGCAUUGUACAAGAGGGGGAGGCGGACUCCGCCGGUGCAGCCGCCCCCGGCGCGGGAGGACCGGGCCUCAUCUUCCCGGGAGCGCUCCACGUCGCGAGGCCGCGGCGCCGCGCGCUCCUCAUCCCGGGAGAGUGGCCGCGGGAGCCGGGGUCGGGGCCGCCCUGCGCUCCCCUCGCCCUCGCCCACAGGUGGUCGCGCGCUCCGCUUCGACCCCACGGCCUUUGUGAAAGCCAAGGAAAGGAAGCAGAGAGAGAUCCAGAUGAAGCAGCAGCAGCGGAACCGAUUAGGCAGUGGGGGAAGCGGGGACGGUCCGUCUGUCUCCUGGUCUCGCCAGACCCGGCCCCCUGCUGCCGUGACUGGCCGAGGGGACGCCCCUAACCGCUCCCGAAACCGCAGCUCCUCAGUGGACAGUUUCCGCAGCCGCUGCUCGUCUGCCAGCUCCUGCAGCGAUUUGGAGGAUUUCUCUGAGUCGCUCUCCAGAGGGGGUCGCCGCCGCCGUGGGAAGCCUCCCAGCCCAACGCCCUGGAGUGGGUCCAAUAUGAAGUCUACCCCCGUGGAACACAGCCACCAUCAGAAAUCUCUGGCCAACUCCGGGGGCUGGGUCCCCAUCAAAGAGUACAGCUCGGACCACCAGGCGGCUGACAUGGCCGAAAUAGACGCACGCCUGAAGGCCUUGCAGGAGUACAUGAACCGACUGGACAUGCGGUCAUGACGUGGAGAAGGGGUACUGCCCCUCCAUCCCCCACCCACUUGCUGGGUAUGGUGUGGGGGUUGGGGCAAGGGUGGCCUCCAGCCCUGUCCAGGUGCUGCCCUGGCCCCGCCCCUCCUGCUGCCCCUGGGGUCUCAGGUGUGUGAGGCCCUGACCUGCCCUCUCCCCAGGCAGUGCAUGCUGGGAGGGGGGAUGUGUGCAUUUUGUAAAUAAACAUAUUUGCCCUGGGGA